AUGGCCAGUGGUAUGCUAAAUGCUGUUCUUCUAUAUGUAAUCAUUCAUGUCGGUAGGGCGUGCUUUUCAUCUGGAGUUUGUGGUGGUGGUGGUUAUGGUUGCACACAACCUGUGGCUCCAGUAUGUUCUGGCGGUUGUUCUCCCGGGUAUGCUUGUGGACAAUACGGCUGUUACUCCAGAGCACGUGCACGAUCAUCGAAAAUAUUUGAAGAUAUGGUAAAUGAUAUGCCCAAGGGUGAUAGUGGUGUUGCUGCUGUAGCUGCUCCUCCUACUGCAAAACGCCAAGAAUUAAAUGCUCAACAAAUGACCAAUGGCCAGUUCUAUGAAUGCUGUAUCCAUCAAAAACUUCCAGAUAGCUGCUUAGAAAAGUGUUCAUUUAAUACAUAUACAAAGAAUGCAUUGGAGGCUAUGUAUCUUCACCUUGACAAAUGUCCAUUAUCAGCAUUAGCUGAUAUAUCGUAUUGUGCUGCUGGUGGACAAGACCAUACAGAGUGUUGCAUACGGAAUGGUGUUGCAACAACACUUGCUGGAAGGAAAUGUCUUACAUUUUGCGACCAGCGACCAGGAAAUGUGACAAAACUGGACUUGUCCUAUCUACCCUGCUAUGAACGUUUCGAAAAUAUCAAACGUUGCUUUAUGGAGCAUAUUAGCGUCCAAAAUAAGCCAACUAUCAUUGAUGUAGGACUUGCACGAACAUUCGAAAGUUGA
Loa loa (African eye worm) is the source of this 708-nucleotide messenger RNA. Its product is annotated as DB module family protein. The coding region runs from base 1 to 708 and encodes 235 amino acids. Lineage: Eukaryota; Metazoa; Nematoda; Chromadorea; Rhabditida; Onchocercidae. The record is from RefSeq and is a predicted model, not a curated record. The transcript is spliced from 4 exons.